AUGGAAUGGAACAACAAGCCCCACGAUGACUUCUCUUCGAACUCCUCGCGUGAAAAGACACGCCAAUACGCCAAAGACGAGUUCAUACAGGACAUCGGCCACGCGACCAAAAACGCAGACAUCGUCGCCCGCCGGUCAGAACGCAAGCACCAGCGUCUCAACGACGAUGUCGCCGAGGAAGUCGUUGAGAAGGGUCCUGUACUUUCCGUCGGGGAGCUCAAGUACAAAGGGGCUUGGUAUAGUAUCAUCGAGGAUGCAGUAGCAAAGUGGUUGGCGGGGAAUGAGAUACGCAACGUAUCAAAAUCCUCGCUAGCUGGCUUGUUGCAGCACAGGGCGUGGAUCUCGGAUGCAGAGAGGGAGAAGACACAAGCUCAACCCGAGGUUCCUGGCGCACACGCUCUGCUUCCCACAAGAAACUGA
Messenger RNA from Ramularia collo-cygni, 420 nucleotides. RefSeq lists its product as uncharacterized. Bases 1 to 420 code for a protein of 139 amino acids. The record is from RefSeq and is a predicted model, not a curated record. Lineage: Eukaryota; Fungi; Ascomycota; Dothideomycetes; Mycosphaerellales; Mycosphaerellaceae. The transcript has a single exon.